AUGUCGGAAAGUCCCUGGCGCUGGGGGUGGAAAUCCCCGCUCUGCUGGGGCUUUUUUCUCUGCUUAGUAAAAUAGAAAGGAAAAAACAAGAGUCUUUACAGUUUAUAGCCAGCGCAGCAGCAGCAGCAACAGGGAGGGGGCGGCUGAGGGAAGCCCAGCCAGGCGCUACUAAGGAGCCUGAUUCUCUUGCAACCCCGUCUGGUCGGGCAUUCAUGGCUCCCAAGCUUGGCUCUGUCCUAACCUUGGUGCACUGGAUCUGAGAAGGAUUUUAUCCGCCGCGCUGCGCUUUUGGAGGAGCCCUUCUGCAGAAAGGUUUCUUCUCGGAAAAUGGCUGGCCAACAAGUUCUUCCCCAAGCUUUGUAUCUGAGCAAUAUGCUGAAAGCCGUGAAGAUUAGGGAGAGAAUUCCUGAAGACCUUGUCAUACCCACCAAUGGAAUAAUUCAUCACUUUAAAACAAUGUACAGAUACACAGUAGAAAUGUUCAGAAUGUGCCAGUUUUGUCCUCAGUUUCGGGAAAUCCUUCAGAAAGCUUUAAUUGACCGAUCCACCCAGAGCUCACUGGAACAUCAGAGGAAGCUGAACUGGUGCAGGGAAGUUAGGAAACUUGUGCCGUUAAAGACUAAUGGUGAUGGUAAUUGCCUCCUGCAUGCUGCAUCCCAGUACAUGUGGGGUGUUCAAGAUGUUGACUUGGUCCUGAGGAAAACACUAUUCAUCGCUCUGCAGGAAGUGGAUACACGCAACUUCAAGCUUCGUUGGCAACUAGAGACUGUUAAAUCGCAGGAGUUUGUAGAAACAGGACUCCACUAUAACACCAGGAACUGGGAAGAGGAAUGGGAGAAUCUCAUCAGUAUGACAUCCCCAGAAACAUCAGUGGCCCGAAACGGGCUUCAGUACAAUGCACUGGAAGAAAUCCAUAUAUUUGUCCUUGUUAACAUCCUCAGAAGGCCGAUCAUAGUUCUUGCAGACAAAAUGCUGAGAAGCUUGGAGUCUGGUUCAAGCUUUGCCCCUCUGAAUGUUGGUGGAAUUUACUUGCCUCUCCACUGGCCAGCUGAAGAAUGCUAUAGAUAUCCUAUUGUCCUGGGCUAUGACAGAAUGCAUUUCACACCACUAGUCACUCUGAAGGACAGUGGGCCAGAAAUCCGGGCUGUCCCACUGGUCAGCAGUGAACGAGGCAGGUUUGAAGACUUGAAGGUGCACUUUCUGACAGACCCUGAGGAGAUAGGAAAGGAGCAGCUACUGAAAGAAUACCUGACGGUGAUAGAGAUUCCAGUGCAAGGCUGGGAUCAUGGUACAACUCAUUUAAUUUAUGCUGCAAAGUUAGAUGAAGGCAACUUACCCAAAGAGAUAAAUCUGGUGGAAGAUUACUUUCAACUGGUACAGCACGAGUACAAGAAAUGGCAAAAGAACAAUACGCUUAUGACGAGGGAGCCCUACACUGGGAAUAUACUGGAACUGUCCUUACCCCAGCUGUCUCUUGUAGAGGUGAAAUGUGAAACUCCCAAUUGCCCCUUCUUUAUGUCUGUGAACACCCAGCCCUAUUGUCAUGAGUGCUUUGAGCGGAGGCAACAGGGAAAUAAACCAAGGAGAUCGAGCGCCAAAACGGUAUCUGAAAAGUCCCGGAAGACUGGAGCAGGCUCAUCUAGGGUUGAGUUUUGUGAGCCCGGGGGCGGGCUAUCUGAAGAGCCAGUGACAGGGCCUCAUUCUGCACCUCCAACAGCUCCAAGCCUUUUUCUGUAUAGUGAAACCACUGCUAUGAAAUGCAGGACUCCAGACUGCCCUUUUACGUUAAAUGUGCAACACAAUGGACUCUGUGAACGCUGCUACAAUUCCAGACAGCUCAGUCCCUCUAACAACUUGGACAACCUGCGACAUAUAAACAGUGUGACAUGUAAAAUCUGCCUUCAGGACACAAAUAGAACCUUUAAUGGCAUCUGCAGCUCUUGUCUCAAAAGGACUACAGAGCCAUCAAUUGCCAAUCCUGUCUUCCUGCCUACAUUCCAUCAGAGAUCUCACUCCGACCCUUCACAGCUAUCACAGAGCUUCCUCCAGCAUUCCUGUCGUGCAGCACCCAGCAACGAGCUGGAGGAGCUGCCUUCUUCAGUAAUGCUUCCAGCUCCUCACAAUUCGGAGGAAAGGAAUGGAAGUAGCCAGUGCAGAAAACCUGGCUGCAUGUUUUUUGGGACUCCUCAGAAUGAAGGCUUUUGCACUCUAUGCUUCUUUGAGUACAAGGAAAACAACGACAGUGCCUCACUACUUCAUCAAAGAAGGUCUCAAAGGAAUUCUUCUGCUUCUGGUCAGCCUGGGACCUCUGCUGCCACAUUCCACAACACCAUUUCCUGCCUGGGGCGAGAAUGUGGCACCCUGGGCAGCAGUAUGCUUGAAGGGUAUUGUCAGAAAUGUUUUAUUGAAGCACAGACUCAGCGAUUCCGUGAAGCCAUAAGGACUGAACAGCAGCUAGUGGGACAAUCUGAAAGAACUGGGCAACACCGAGACUUACAGGUAUCAGCAGUGGGGAGCCAAAAGCGAAAGUGUGCCACGGCUUCUUGUAGGAACAACUUAGCCUGCAGAAACGAUGAGCUGUGUCAGGAGUGCCAGCGAGUACAGUCUGGGAAUCCUAGAGGCCCUGCUGCAGAAGAGCCUCCAAAACAGUGCUGCCGAGCCACUGGCUGUGAUCAUUAUGGCAAUAAUAAGUGCAGCGGCUACUGCAACGAAUGCUACCAGUUCAAAGAGAUGUAUGGCUAGCGGAGAAGUGCUGGCAAAGCGCAACACCUGCUUCUACCUCGCUGAAAUGGUGCUAUGUCCAAAACACUUAAGAGGCCAGCCAUGGCAAGGUCCAUUUGAACAGUGUGACGUGUGCAUAUAUAUGGCUUUGGGGGGAAAAUAAGCUGUCUGGUUAUGUACAUAUUUAUUGCCGUGGGUAUGAAUAAAUAUCCACUUAAUACAAACACUGCAUAUGUUGAACAAUGAGAAGUCAGUCUGCUUUCUGCACAGAGGAAUCUUGCAGGAAUGGUCUGCUAUAAUGCUGACUCCAAACUCCCUCUCCUCUUGGAUUUCAAAAUUCCUCGAGUGCAUACUGGGGCAAAGUGAAGCAUUUGAAUAGGGAGGACUUUGAAACUUUGCCUCUGCACUGAUACCUCCCCUGCACCUUGUCAGAACUGACCAUUCAGAGUGCAAGGACACUCAACCAAUGUCUGAGGUGCAGAGCUUCUUCAAUUGGCCUACGUCAGUGUUUUGCUCAAGGUGAGGCUGGCCCUUCUUGAGAGGACUCCAUUCUUGUCCAGGGGAGUCUGGUGCAAGCUGGGGGUGAAGAUGUAGUUAAGAAACUUGCUUUCGCUUGGUUGCCUUCGUCUAAGAGCUUUGUCUUGCAUGUAGAGUGUUCUGGUUGGUUCUGUGUUUGCUGAGCCCUGGGCAGAAAGAAGUCACAAAUGAAGGACAACUCGCUGCCUGCCCAGCCAACAUGUUUAACCAAUGCACCUCCCUUUCCAAAAUGCAAAAAUAAUAGGGACCCAACGAGUAAGCCCAUAACCGUUGGCUACAAAUGCAUUUACGUGAAGGGAGGCCUGAACACUCCCCUCCCCGUCCCCUAGGGAAGGAAAUACCACCACAAGGUAUGAGAAACAGCCCUAGGUUUCGAUGCUGAUGCCAAAAUCACCCUGUCUGCUUUGGUGUAGGAGGAAGCACAAUAGCAGUCAGUGCUGCGCAAGCUGCUCUUUUCGUAUUUUAUUGCCCCCCCACCCCUGUUUUUCUGGCAUCAAGGGCCCAAUCCUGCAAAAUGAUGAGCGCCUUUUGUCCAGCGUUGGGAACUAUCAUCUCCUGUUUUGGGAGUUAAGGGCACUCAGGAUCUCAGGAUUGGGCCCUGAUUAUCUCUGCAGUUGCUGCUCAGAUAUUUUUAUGCCUUCCAGGGUAUCUGUUUGUUCAGCUGAAGGACUUUAUUUUAUUUUUGUAACACUUGGUUUUCUACAGCGGCAGGGUAUCCUAGUCGUAAUAUAGACAUACAGUCAAUGAGAUCCAGCCCAUGCCCUGCAGCUGAGAGACCAGUUCUGUCACUUACUCUUUCAUAUGUUAGAGAUUACUUUGUAACCAAACCCAAAAUGUAAGGAAGGUUUUAAAAGUAAACUCCAUGGUACACAACAAUGGCCACUUUUGUGGCUCCUGUAGCUGCUGUCCAUGUCUAAUGAUUGCGAGUUUGUACCUGUCCUGGUUUUAGAAUGAGAUUGGGAUUUACAUUUGCAGGAAUGGUAUGGCCUGGCUUUUGUUGCUGCUGUUUGAGGUUAGAAAUUAAAGGGGGCAUUGCCGUGAACUUCUGUGGGGCCACAAUUUCACUCCUGGAGUUCAGGUCUCCACUUCUCAAGCUACAUUUCUUUCUCUAGCAAACUUGUCUGAUUGCUGUACCAGAACUGCUCUUGUUUCCCUCUGCUUUUCAUCCCACCCCCAUCCCUCAGUUUUUUUCAGCUUUUAUUGCUGCUAUUAUUUUGGAGGAAGCAGUGUGUACAACAGCUGCUCUGAUCUACUUGUAUCAUUAUUGAACUUUUUCUAUAUAUAUUUGUGAACUUCUACAAUAAAUGUGAAAUUAAGAUAUUUAUGUUAUUCAAAUAAUGUACCUUGAAAUUUGCACAUAUUUUAGGAAAUUUUUUUAGUAUAAUUUACUCAUUAACUUUGACAAAGUAAAUGUAUAAUUGGAAAAAAAAAUUCUCCAAUAUAAA
This is a messenger RNA of Mauremys mutica (yellowpond turtle), 4703 nucleotides long. It is a transcript of the gene TNFAIP3, whose product is annotated as TNF alpha induced protein 3. The coding region runs from base 328 to 2742 and encodes 804 amino acids. Lineage: Eukaryota; Metazoa; Chordata; Testudines; Geoemydidae. Gene Ontology annotation, cellular component: cytoplasm; nucleus. The record is from RefSeq and is a predicted model, not a curated record. Gene Ontology annotation, biological process: positive regulation of Wnt signaling pathway; protein K29-linked deubiquitination; cytoskeleton organization. The transcript is spliced from 9 exons. Gene Ontology annotation, molecular function: cysteine-type deubiquitinase activity; DNA binding; K63-linked polyubiquitin modification-dependent protein binding.